GUGACAGCUGACAGAAGAGGACCCCAUGGGGCAGACCUACGUCACUAGAACCCUGGCCAAAGUGGAAAUGUGGCCAGGCAGGAACCCCCAAAGUAGCCUCUGGCUGCAGAGCUCUUCACAAAAGGAAGAGUAAACUGGGGUGUUGAGGUCAAGCUAGGCCUCGGGGCCCCUGGAAAACUGUGGGAUAAGGUUGCAGAUAAAUCCCAGGCCCAGACCGGCCUAAAGACUUACAGCCCAGAAGUUUCCACCCUGGGUGUGGCAUCCCAACAAGGAAGCAUCCAUCCAAGAAGUCCAAGACUCCCAGGAGGCCUGGAAGCAGCGCCCUGGGGUAGACCUGCAUGGACAUCCCCAUCAGCACCAGAGACUUCCGCUGCCUGCAGCUGGCCUGUGUGGCCCUCGGCCUGGUGGCCGGCAGCAUCAUCAUCGGUGUCUCCGUGUCCAAGGCCGCCGCUGCUGUGGGUGGUAUCUUCCUUGGUGCUGCUGGGCUCGGGCUCCUCAUCUUCGCCUACCCCUUCCUGAAGGCUCAGUUCAACCUGGACCACAUCCUACCUGCCAUAGGAAACCUGAGAAUCCAUCCUAACUCAGGACCAGACCAUGGGGAGGGAAGAUCUAGCAACAACAGCAAUAAAGAAGGAGCCCGCAGUGGCCUGUCCACAGUGACCAGAACCCUGGAGAAGCUGAAGCCUGGAGGCCGGGGAACUGAGGAGGGCUAAGCACUGCCUCCUGCCUCACCCCACUCCCCACACUCCAGUCUCAGGGCCCUCCUUCAAGCUGGAAGAUGUGGAGAUGAGCCCUAGGAAUGCUGGGCCUACCUUCUCUUCCAGUGAUGCUCUCCCUAACAGAUUCCUUCACUCUUGGAAUCUUGGAAAGACCCACAGGACCCCCUUCCCUGGCCUCAUUGUUCUGUACAACACCUGAACUUUGUUCCUUCAUUGAUCCUUUAUUGGAAUUUGAUCAAGGG
Mus pahari (shrew mouse) is the source of this 961-nucleotide messenger RNA. It is a transcript of the gene Kncn, whose product is annotated as kinocilin. The coding region runs from base 339 to 713 and encodes 124 amino acids. Gene Ontology annotation, cellular component: ciliary basal body; cuticular plate; kinocilium. Lineage: Eukaryota; Metazoa; Chordata; Mammalia; Rodentia; Muridae. The transcript is spliced from 4 exons. The record is from RefSeq and is a predicted model, not a curated record.